This is a messenger RNA of Mycotypha africana, 816 nucleotides long. RefSeq lists its product as uncharacterized. Bases 1 to 816 code for a protein of 271 amino acids. The record is from RefSeq and is a predicted model, not a curated record. The transcript is spliced from 2 exons. Lineage: Eukaryota; Fungi; Mucoromycota; Mucoromycetes; Mucorales; Mycotyphaceae.
AUGUCAACACCAGUAUCUGUCAUUAUACCGCAACCGAGUACAUCUUCAAGAUCGACAAAGGUUAUUGAGCAUCUUAGUGACAAGUAUGAAUUUAUUCAGAAAGAGAUCGCAUCCACCAAAUCUCAGCUAGAUUUAAUGCGUCAAGCUAAAUUACAAUUUGAUACAGAGGCAAUCAAUCAUGCCAACUCAAAUAAAAUUUAUAGGGUUAAAAUCAAAGAGGUCAUGCAGGUUCUAGAGUCCAAACAAAAGCUGUUAGAUGGCACUAAGGGCACUUCAGUUCAAUUAGAAUCCCGAGUCAAGCAGUUAAAAGAUGAAGCCCUCGCUUCUCGUAGACAACUGGAAGACCUUCGAAAGAGAGAGCUUGUCCUGGAGCAUGAUCGAGAUAUGGCUAUCAAGGAAAGAAAUCAGACCAAGCAGAAGCAGCAAAGCAUGCAGGAUUCAGUGGAGCAACUCCGUAUCCGCCAUGAGCGAGAAGUCACCGCUUUGCAAAACGAUCAGACACUAUUAUCUGAUCAUGCUCGAUACCUAACAGAAAGAAACGAACGCCUGGUUAAGUUGGUCACUAUGAAGAUGAACACUCGUCAACAAUCUAUAGAACAUUUAACAAAGCUGAAAGUCCAACUUCAAACAAACACAGCUGCAUUUGUCAAAGAGAUUGAUGUAGCUUUACAAACACUGAAGUUCAUUGCAGAACAGUCCAUAUCAGAAUCUAGAAACUAUACAGUGGCAGCUUAUCAAUGUCGAAGUGAAGUCAAUGCUUUAUUUGCAAGAAUCAAAGCAAUUGCGGCUGAAAUUACCGCUUCUCAAAAUUAUUGA